CCCCCCUCUUCUUUUUUUUUUUAGUUGUUGUUCCAAGGUGUUUGCUCCCAUACCCUCCUUCGUUCCAAGCCGAGAUAGACGCGAUCAAAGCUUUCUGCCCUUACGUUUGGCCAGGUACCGAGUCGAAAAAGGGGCGUUCAAGGAAGACCUCCGAUCCUCGAAGAAAGACAGCCGGGACGAUGGGUAAGAUGAAUUUGAGUGUUCCCAACGCGUCUGCUCGUUAUCGCCGAGCUCCGGAGCCGCUGCCUCGUUCCGCUCCCCGUCAAGAUGCUCGUCCGGGUGCCAAUCCUCCAAGCUCUGGCUCGUCAAAAAGGGUUUCUCCUUCCUCUCGUCGGGUUGUGGACGACCCUUCAAGGAUGCGUCCAAGAUCCCUUCCUCCGAAUCGUCAUAUUGGUCCAGAGGAGACACUUCCAAGGAAGAAGGUGGUCGGGACUCCUGGUCGCGUCGCCGAAGUGGCGAAAGAUUUGCAGAAAAGGAAGGAUGGUCCCGAACAAGAGCAGUCUCCCCCAUCAAAGAAGUCUAAGUCGGUCGACUUUAGUUGGAACUUUACGCAUUCCUCCGGAUGGACUCGCGGUCUUGCGCCGAGUUAUUUCGGAAGAUCCACUUUGGUGAAGGUCGUCUUCCUGCAGUUGAGAAGAUGAAAGAGGCCGACGCGGUUACCGAC
This is a messenger RNA of Camelina sativa (false flax), 664 nucleotides long. The record is from RefSeq and is a predicted model, not a curated record. NCBI's taxonomy places the organism in Eukaryota, Viridiplantae, Streptophyta, Magnoliopsida, Brassicales, Brassicaceae.